This is a messenger RNA of Ceutorhynchus assimilis (cabbage seed weevil), 1265 nucleotides long. The record is from the annotation of a GenBank genome assembly. NCBI's taxonomy places the organism in Eukaryota, Metazoa, Arthropoda, Insecta, Coleoptera, Curculionidae.
CGGCUAUAUAAUCAGAUAGCGAAGUCACUGGCGCGAGAGUACGACUAAGCACAGACACACUGGCGGCAGUACUACCUCAAUUUUUUUUCUUUGGUUGCCGGUUUCAUUCAUAAUAAUUUUUGUUGAACGUGAAGGUGAUUUGGGUCGGUGCAAAAAAAGUGGUUCACUUGUAUAUUGAAUUUUAUUGGUUUUGAAUUUAGUUGACACAUUUUUUUGGGACGUUUUGAAUAAAGAUUCAAAAUGCCGGCUACAAGAAAUUGCCUGGUGCACGCUUUUAUAGUUGGAUUUUGUAUAAUUGCCAAAGCUUCAGCGUGCCAAAGACAAAUUUUAAGAUCCAAUGGGGUUACGGAACAAGAAAAACAAAUCAUCAUAAAUGAUCACAAUAAAAUGAGACAGAGCGUGGCUUUGGGACAAAUUGGUGGACAGCCACCUGCAUCAAAUAUGAUGGAAAUGAAAUGGGAUGACGAGCUGGCAAAUAGGGCGCAAUGGUGGGCAGCAUCGUGUCAUUCGGAACGACAUGACGAGGGUCGACACAACUCCCGGUUUCCGGUCGGUCAAAACAUAGCGACGACGUGGACAACGAAGCCACCGUCCACUUACGAGGACAUCGAUUCAGAUUUUCCGUACGCGAUUCGUAAAUGGUUCGACGAAUACAAACUGUUCAGUUUCGGAGGAAUCGGACGAGGAAGGACCGGUCAUUACACACAGAUGUUAUGGGCAGAGACCAACUUGAUCGGUUGCGGCUUUGCUUUCUAUUACGACCCGUCCAAGGGCUACACGAAAAACUACGUGUGUAACUACGGCCCCAGUGGCAACGUUCUGGGUCAGACGCCUUAUGAAAAGGGUUAUCCAAGCUGUAAUCAAUAUGGGCUGACUGAAUCCAGCCAGUAUUCAGGCCUCUGUUCUAAGCCCAGCAACUACUAUUUUGGAAUUUCAAAUUUCAUUGUGGACAGAUUCUCGCAUAGGAUCAACAUAAAUUAUCAGCACUAGUGAAUGUUUAACUAUUUAAAAUGUACCUAGGCGUCUAAUGUGUUUUAUGUGUUGUUGUUUUUUUUUAGACUGGAUUUAAUUUAUUAUUUGUUUAUUCGCCAGAAAUCAUUCGAAUAAAAAGUGAAUGCGCUUAUUGUAAAUAUAUGAUUAACAUUCGUAGAAUGUAUAUUUGAAAAUUGCUAUUAUUUUGUAAUUGAAUUAGUAUUAUAGAUUUAAGUUUUAGGUGUUAAUAAAAUUAUAUAUUUUUUUGAAAUAAAUUAUAUUUUUUUACUAUG